CUUCCCCAUCAUUUCCCAUAGCAGCAAAAUGAAGUGCAUACUAUCCAUCCUCCUUUUCUCCCUCAUAACCCUCGCCGCCCCUGUUUCCCAAAACUUUCGUCUUCGCAUUCUACGCACCGAGGGAGCCAGUGGAGGGCCGUUGUCAGAGUAUCUUGGGUUGAAAGAUGGUGUGGCGGUGAUCACUAAGAAUCCGUCUGAAAUUAUCACAGCGUACCUGGACCCUGACCCCAAUGGAAUGCUUUACACGGACAAGAAAAUCCCCGGUUAUUUAUUCCCAACAGAUGGCACCGGUACACAAGUAUACGAUUUUCGCUUCGGCGGUAUUCCAAAGAGGGCCGACGUUUUAUUUACAAACUUCACCUUCGUAGACCGUAUCUGCCAGGUCUGCAUGCCAGACAAAAUACUUGCGUAUUUCCAGCCAAAGGACGAUCCCAGCACUAGAUACGAGGGCCAAUUUAGGGCUUACAAGGAUGGGGAGGGCUGGACUCUCAAGUUCCACGCCUCGAAACCCCCGUCGGUUGAGGGUAGUGAGGGCGUUGAUCUAAUUCGGGAGGCAAUCUAGACCCGUUAGGGUGGUGGUUGUGAGAGGACGUAAUUUUUAUCUUGCUAUCAUACACCUCUCCCUAGAGGAGAACCUCCUUUCGUAUAGCUAUAAGGAAUGAUACCAAAGACUCUUUUUCCCUUU
Molecule: messenger RNA, 685 nt
Organism: Tuber melanosporum (Perigord truffle)
Lineage: Eukaryota; Fungi; Ascomycota; Pezizomycetes; Pezizales; Tuberaceae
Exons: 3
Coding region: 29-562 (177 amino acids)
Source: RefSeq, a predicted model, not a curated record